Molecule: messenger RNA, 1035 nt
Organism: Arachis stenosperma
Lineage: Eukaryota; Viridiplantae; Streptophyta; Magnoliopsida; Fabales; Fabaceae
Exons: 5
Coding region: 228-914 (228 amino acids)
Source: RefSeq, a predicted model, not a curated record
CUUCCAGCUUCAUCCGCAAUGCAUAAAGUAGCUCUGACAAACCUAUAUAUACAAAAUUAAAAGAUCCUUUUCUUCCUUUAGAGGCUGCGUGCAGAGGCAUCAAAUUUCACCUUGCUUCUCACCAUUUCCUGUUCAGCUUUAUCAAUAUACUCUCAUCAUGACUUCAUCAUCUUCAAUUCAUUCAGAUUUCAGAACCAAACCUAAUGUGCAAGUUUUUGUAGACAAGAAUGUUCAGAAGGGGAAAUUUGAAGGGUAAAUUUGGAAAUGAUGACAAGCAUGUGACAGCAGUUGCAGCUGCUGCAUUUUCCAUUCAUUCAAUAGAACAAGCUGCUGCUGCCAACCUGAUUUCAAGGCCUCAAUCCAUGAGAAGGAAAAACCAUAGCACCCUAUCUGAACGACCGACUUAUGGAGGGGAUACUUCAGUGAAAAGGUCAUCAUUUGGAGAAGAUGGAAGGAGAAAAGAAGGAAGUGUUCCUUUAAGAGGUUCAAGUGAUGAUAUAUCUUCUAAAAGGACUGUGCUCCAAACACAAGGGCACCAAAAACAAAUAGGGAUUCCUAUACAACAUAACAACAAAGCAAAUGCAGAAGCUUGGGAAAAGGCCAAGUUAAAAAAGAUUCAACAGCGCUAUGAGAAGAUAAAGUCCCAAAUCCUUUCUUGGGAAAGAGAGAAAAAGAUUCGUGCCAAAAUGCAUAUGGAAAAGAAGAAGAAUGAAUUGGAGAAAAGAAGAAUAGUGACAACACAACAUUAUAAUAAUAAGAUAGCAAGCAUAGAUAAGGUAGCACAAGGUGCAUUAACACAAUUGGAAGAUAAAAGAAGGAAAGAGUUAUCUAGAGCCACAGAAAAAGCUAAUAAAAUCAGAAAAACAGGAAAGGUUCCUCCUGCUAUUAAUUGUUUCUGCUUCUCACAUUUAUAGCUUCAUCAUGUAUUAUUGGAGGAUUGGACCCCAAUUAUAAGAACAUGGCUUAAAAAGUAUAUACAAUGAUAACACAUAACAAAGAUUGAUAUAGUAUAUAGAAAUUAAAAUUGAUGACUUU